Messenger RNA from Poecilia latipinna (sailfin molly), 2582 nucleotides. RefSeq names its product frizzled-1-like. The transcript has a single exon. Gene Ontology annotation, cellular component: plasma membrane. The coding region runs from base 371 to 2017 and encodes 548 amino acids. NCBI's taxonomy places the organism in Eukaryota, Metazoa, Chordata, Actinopteri, Cyprinodontiformes, Poeciliidae. Gene Ontology annotation, biological process: canonical Wnt signaling pathway; non-canonical Wnt signaling pathway. Gene Ontology annotation, molecular function: Wnt-protein binding; Wnt receptor activity. The record is from RefSeq and is a predicted model, not a curated record.
GACGGAGGCAGAAAGAGAGAGAGAGAGAGAGAGAGAGAGAGAGAGAGAGCAGAGGGUUUGAUCGGCGCUCUGACUCUGUGUUGUGCAGACGGAAUACUGAGGCUCCUGCGUUGGAAGGGAAACCUCUUCAUUUGGCUCCAAAGAGGAUUUUAAAUGAAGGUUUCGGGUUUGCUGCUGAGGAUCGCGGAUCUUUGUUCCGUUUAUCUCCCCCGCCGCGGGAUGAGAAGCUGAGGGACGGGGACAGGAGCACCGCGGGGAGACGCUGCGUUCAGCUCGGCAACAAAGAAGCGCUCAGGGAAGCUGCUGAGGCUGAGGGAACGUCAAGUUAUUCCUAACAAACAGAAAGUCGUGCCGCGGAUCCUUCUUCGCAAUGCUGCUCCACGGACUGCUCCGCACGGCGGUCUCUCUGCUGCUCUUCAUCCUGCCCGCCUCCUUCAGGGUCAACGCUCAGUACGGAGACCGAGGAAUGUCUAUCCCGGAACACGGAUUCUGCCAGCCGAUCUCCAUCCCGCUGUGCACAGACAUAGCCUACAACGAGACAAUCAUGCCGAACCUGCUGGGCCACACGAACCAGGAAGAUGCGGGACUGGAGGUCCACCAGUUCUACCCCCUGGUGAAAGUGCAGUGCUCCCCGGAUUUAAAGUUCUUCCUCUGCUCCAUGUAUGCACCCGUGUGCACUGUGCUGGAGCAGGCGCUGCCCCCGUGCCGCUCUCUGUGUGAGCGCGCGCGGCAGGGCUGCGAGGCGCUCAUGAACAAGUUCGGCUUCCAGUGGCCCGACAGCCUCGCGUGCGAGAAGUUCCCGGUGCACGGCGCGGGCGAGCUGUGCGUGGGCCAGAACAUGUCGGACCGCGCGGAGACGGAGGGGCCCGGGCACUACCCCACCGCGCGCUCCCCGCCCGAGCCCACGCACGGUCAGUUCAGGUGCCCGGGGCUCCUCGUAGUCCCCCCCUACCUGAACUACCGCUUCCUGGGGCAGGAGAACUGCGGCGCCCCGUGCGAGCUGAAGAAGUCUCAUGGGAUUAUGUACUUCAGCGAGGAGGAGCUGAAAUUUGCUCGAAUUUGGAUCGGAAUCUGGUCGAUCCUGUGCUGCGCCUCCACUCUUUUCACGGUGCUGACCUACCUGGUGGAUAUGAAGCGCUUCAGCUACCCAGAGCGGCCCAUAGUCUUCCUCUCUGGCUGCUACACCAUGGUGUCCAUCGCCUAUAUUGCUGGAUUCCUACUGGAAGACAAGGUGGUUUGCAAUGAUCGCUUUGAGAAAGAGAUGAGGACUGUGGUGCAGGGCACCAAGAAGGAGGGCUGCACCAUCCUCUUCAUGAUGCUCUACUUCUUCAGCAUGGCCAGCUCCAUCUGGUGGGUCAUCCUGGCCCUCACCUGGUUCCUGGCGGCCGGGAUGAAGUGGGGCCACGAAGCUAUCGAGGCUAACUCCCAGUACUUCCACCUUGCAGCCUGGGCCGUUCCCGCCAUAAAGACCAUCACCAUCCUGGCAGUUGGCCAGGUGGACGGAGAUGUACUGAGCGGGGUCUGUUUCGUGGGCAUCAACAGCGUGGACGCCCUGCGAGGCUUCGUCCUGGCGCCUCUCUUCGUCUAUCUCUUCAUCGGGACUUCCUUCCUCCUGGCCGGAUUCGUGUCCCUCUUCCGCAUCCGGACUAUCAUGAAACACGACGGCACCAAGACAGAGAAGCUGGAGAAGCUGAUGGUGCGGAUCGGGAUCUUCAGCGUGCUCUACACCGUGCCGGCCACCAUCGUCAUCGCCUGCUACUUCUACGAGCAGGCCUUCCGCGAGCAGUGGGAGAGGACGUGGGUCAGCCAGUCAUGUCAGACGUACGCCGUGCCGUGCCCCAUCCAGAACCACCCCAACAUGAGCCCGGACUUCACCGUCUUCAUGAUCAAGUAUCUCAUGACUCUCAUAGUGGGAAUCACUUCCGGCUUCUGGAUCUGGUCUGGGAAGACCCUGAACUCAUGGCGGAGGUUUUACACGAGACUGGCCAACAGCAAGCAGGGCGAAACCACAGUUUGACGGGCUUUUCACAAACUCUCUCCUGUUUUUUGGACCCGCCAGAGACCUUCGCUCUGUUUUAUUGUACAUACACAUUUGUGAGAUUUUUUUAAAGUAUAUAUUUGUAUUUAAAGGCUGAAAAAAAUAGUCCAUCUUUUUUCAUCUUUGGAUAUGUUGGAGAAACAUCACAAAAAGCCAGCUAACCGUAGCGAAUCCUGGUGUCUGUCUCAUGACCCGAUUUACUGUGGACACCCAUGGGAGUACUUCACACAGAGUGUUUGUGUCUGUAGGUCGGUGGAGUACUUGUGAACGAGUGCAGGGUCUAUUCUAAGAAGAGUCCCGUGAAACCCAAGUGCUUCCUCGUGGCCUCCUCUUAUCCUGAUUAACCAGCUGCACCUUGUGUCUGAGGAAGCAGCUUAUGCUUUCUGAGGCCUCGCGUUGGCCGCCUGGGACAAGAAACGCGGUGCGGUGUAUGACUCCUAUUUUUUUAUCAGGAGUCACUGAGACAGAUGGUUAUGAACAGUGUAUUCUAUGGGCCCUUGCAGAUGUAACAUUCCUCUGUUAAAGUAAGUAAAAAAAAAAAAAA